Molecule: messenger RNA, 633 nt
Organism: Stereum hirsutum FP-91666 SS1
Lineage: Eukaryota; Fungi; Basidiomycota; Agaricomycetes; Russulales; Stereaceae
Exons: 6
Coding region: 344-574 (76 amino acids)
Source: RefSeq, a predicted model, not a curated record
CGAGCCUCUUUAUUAACACAUUUUUUACAGUGUUAAUAACAAUGUGAAAUUCCGAGUUAAUAACGAGAUUUGUUUCGCGACUUUCCGAUACAACGAAUGUGUCGGUGUUAUGCUGCAUAGAGAAGCCUGAACUGAAUUGGACGCGGCGACCACAUGAGUGUGAGCAGCAGAGGGAACAACCUCGAAGAAUGCCUUUCCUCCUCAUAGCGCACGCCCUUCUCACCCGCACGACAAGCGAGACGAUCUCGGCUCUCUCAAGCAGCAUCCACGAGAGAAAUAAUGAGGAGUGCACACUAGGGUGUGGUUUCAGAUCCUUGAGACGAGAUUUUCGACGGUACGUGAUAUGGUAUUGGAGCCAUGGAAGAAUACGUACCAAGAUGAGCUUGCUUUCGAUCGCGAGUAUGAAGGUCGCGGCACUCUUGCCCUCCGACCACAUCUCACAAUCCUUGACUCUCCGGACGAUGACAGGCUUUUCGUUCAGCGCGAUCAUCUUAUGUAUGUAGUCGUCGUCCGAACAAGCUUGUAUGCCUGCGAAGACGUUCCUACCCGACUCAGUGAUCUUCUAGGUACAUAGUUGACCCAGGUCUGGCUUAAUGCAGCGGAGGUGUAGGAGUAACGUGGACCGGGGGCACC